AUGCUUUCACUUCGUCGUUCUAUUCUCACACAAUCCAUUCCCAAGACAUUUACCAGUAUUUCCGCUUCUUCAAAAUAUUCAACUAUUCGAAACUUGUCAAGGGCUGAAUCUGUCAAAUUGAAAGAAUUAAAAGAAGGGCAAAUCUGGUCUUAUCACCACAGACCUCAAGAUACAUCCUCUCGAUUAAUUAUUUACAAAAUAGACCAUAUUAAUGGAAAAGAUAUAAUUCACAUUACAGUUGAUGGAUUAAAUUUUUCUGGAAAGAACAUUAUAAUUUACCAUUUACCAUUUGAAAGAGAAUAUUUUGAACAGGACAUUACUGAAUUAAUUGGACAUUGUACUGAAAAGCCUGCCAAUGAAACAAUUGAAGGAUAUAAAUAUUGGAAAGAGGAUUCAGGAAAGGCAUGGUCAAAGACUGUUGCUGAGUGUAUUGAAAUGAUAGAGAAAAUCUAUAAAGAUCGAAAUAUUGAAAUAAAGUAA
Messenger RNA from Naegleria gruberi, 480 nucleotides. RefSeq lists its product as uncharacterized. NCBI's taxonomy places the organism in Eukaryota, Heterolobosea, Eutetramitea, Acrasida, Naegleriidae. The coding region runs from base 1 to 480 and encodes 159 amino acids. The record is from RefSeq and is a predicted model, not a curated record. The transcript has a single exon.